This is a messenger RNA of Trichosurus vulpecula (common brushtail), 1870 nucleotides long. RefSeq names its product actin related protein 2/3 complex subunit 4 (gene ARPC4). The coding region runs from base 522 to 1028 and encodes 168 amino acids. Gene Ontology annotation, biological process: Arp2/3 complex-mediated actin nucleation; actin filament polymerization. Gene Ontology annotation, molecular function: actin filament binding. The transcript is spliced from 6 exons. Gene Ontology annotation, cellular component: actin cytoskeleton; Arp2/3 protein complex. NCBI's taxonomy places the organism in Eukaryota, Metazoa, Chordata, Mammalia, Diprotodontia, Phalangeridae. The record is from RefSeq and is a predicted model, not a curated record.
GAGCGCAGGCAACCGCUGGCCCUGCGGGGACGGGCGGAGCCGCCCACUGCGGCCCGGGGGUGGUGCAAAGGGGCCGGGCCCACUCUCGGGCGAGGCAGGGAAGCCUAGGCGGCUCAGGCCUGGGCAGUAACAAACCGCGGGUGGGCGGGGUCAGAACCGGAAGAGGCGGGGCGAUCCUGUAUCUGGACCUGUCCUAAUAUGGAGCCAGAACGGCGAGCUGGGCUGUACCUUCUCGCGGAGAGAGGGGGAGACAGGUGGAGGAUGCAGGUAUGACAGGGAAGGACAGGCCCAGCAGGAGCUCCCGCAAGCGUGUCAGACCCUGAAGAAGCAUUCAUGGCCUCGGAGAGAACGGGCUUCUGCGAGCUCCGGGGGUAGAAGAGAACAACUGUCGUUGCUUUGCCCCAGCCACCCCUUCCCUCGGAGCAGCUGUAGUAGCGCCCAGGCCCGGCUCCCGGAAGAGACGGCGCCCCGGAGCCAGUGCACUCCUGCACUUCCGCUUUCCGGCCUAGCGAGCCCCAGCAAUGACUGCCACUCUCCGCCCCUACCUUAGUGCCGUUCGGGCCACGCUGCAGGCCGCACUUUGUCUGGAGAAUUUCUCCUCCCAGGUCGUGGAGAGGCACAACAAGCCAGAGGUAGAAGUCAGGAGUAGCAAAGAACUCCUGUUACAGCCUGUGACCAUCAGCAGGAAUGAGAAGGAAAAGGUUCUGAUUGAGGGUUCCAUCAACUCUGUCAGAGUCAGCAUUGCUGUGAAACAGGCUGAUGAGAUUGAGAAGAUCCUUUGCCACAAAUUCAUGCGCUUCAUGAUGAUGAGAGCAGAGAACUUCUUCAUCUUGCGUAGGAAGCCUGUGGAGGGUUAUGAUAUUAGUUUCCUGAUUACAAACUUCCACACAGAGCAAAUGUACAAACACAAACUGGUGGACUUCGUGAUCCACUUCAUGGAGGAGAUUGAUAAGGAGAUCAGUGAAAUGAAGCUGUCGGUCAAUGCUCGAGCUCGUAUUGUGGCAGAGGAGUUCCUCAAGAAUUUUUAGAGCAUCUGACGGAUCUCUGGCUGCUCCCUCCUCUCAUCCUCUCUCCUCUCUCUGCAAAGCUGCCCUACUGGAGCUCAGAAGAACCCUGGGGCAAGGGGAGGGACAGGGCUUGGGGAUGUGGGGCACAGGCUGGAGAGCUUGCUAUUGGAAAGAAAACAGCAGUAGACCUGCAAGGCCACACCCAGUGGGUCAGCCUGGCCAUCAAUGUUAAGUCCCCUGGGCUGGGACAGGUUUUUUUUUAAUGUCUUGAAAUUUAAAACUCUGUGCUUGUAGGAUACUGUAACCUUUUGUCUUUUUUUAAACCAACGUAACCACCUCCAGUUGCUUUACCGGUCGCUGUGGGUCUGGGCGGGCCUGGAGCCAAAAGGUGACUGUGGCCUUCCUCCCCUCCCCCUUCCCUUCUCCCCCCAGAUGUGCAGGGAAGAGAGGUUUCAGGCACUGCUUCUUCUUUUCCCUUUCUCCCCAAGGCCUCCUUGGUCCCAUCAGAGGCCCCAGGGGCUUCUUGGCUUUCUGAGACCUGCCUGAGGAACUGCUGUCUUAAGAUGGCUUGAGGUAGGGGUAAAGUGUGGUAAGACAGUCCCCAAUUGUGCCUAGGAGCCCUCAGUAGCUGGAGCCUGGAACAGAGGCAAGUUCUUGCUCCAUCCUUGUGGAUGUGUAGACCUGCCUCCUGGGGGUCCAUUGCUGCCCAUGCUAGAGGUGGUGAAUCCUUCCCUAGUAGUUGCCCCUGCCAAUCAGUGCACCCACCCUUUGCCUGUCCUUCAUUCUUCUGCUCUUGCACUCCAUGUGACUUUUCUUAAUCUGGUGACCUCACACCCCAUUAAAAUCUUUUCCUGCUCUCUGAA